This is a messenger RNA of Meriones unguiculatus (Mongolian gerbil), 3254 nucleotides long. RefSeq names its product ubiquitin like modifier activating enzyme 7 (gene Uba7). The coding region runs from base 167 to 3142 and encodes 991 amino acids. NCBI's taxonomy places the organism in Eukaryota, Metazoa, Chordata, Mammalia, Rodentia, Muridae. Gene Ontology annotation, molecular function: SUMO activating enzyme activity. The transcript has 24 exons. Gene Ontology annotation, cellular component: SUMO activating enzyme complex; cytoplasm. The record is from RefSeq and is a predicted model, not a curated record. Gene Ontology annotation, biological process: protein sumoylation.
UCACUUUUGGUUUCCUGAAAUGACAGAGGAGCCAGAAAGAGAACUGUAGCCAGCGGCAACCAGAGCUUUGGUGCCUGUCUGCAUCAGCUACAAGCCAUCGUGCCUCCCCACACCUCCCACAGUAGCUGUGGGCAUUGCAGCCUCCUGUCCGGCCCCAGCACCAAGGAUGGAUGAGGAGCUAUACUCAAGGCAGCUGUAUGUCCUGGGCCUGCCUGCUAUGCAGAGGAUCAAGGCAGCCAAAGUCUUGCUAUGUGGCCUGCAGGGCCUGGGAGCUGAGGUGGCCAAGAAUCUGGUCCUUAUGGGUGUGGGCAGCCUCACCCUGCAUGACCCCCAUCCCACCUGCUGGGCUGACCUGGCUGCUCAGUUUUUCCUCUCAGAAGAGAGCUUGGGAAGGAGCAGGGCUGAGGCUUCUCAAGCACUAUUGGCUCAGCUCAAUGAAGCUGUCCAGAUCUCCAUCCACACGGGUGACAUCACCGAGGACCUACUGCGGGGUUUUCAGGUAGUGGUGCUCACUGACUCCAAGCUAGAGGAGCAGCUGAAGGUGGGAACCUUGUGCCACAAGUGUGGUGUCUACUUCCUGAUGGCUGAAACCCGGGGCCUUUUGGGGCGCUUGUUCUGUGACUUUGGUGAGGGCUUCACUGUUGAGGAUCCCACAGAGGCAGAACCGGUGACAGCUGCCAUCCAGGACAUCUCCCAGGGAUCCCCCGGCAUUGUCACUCUGAGAGGAGACGCCAAAAGUCAGCCUUUCUAUGAUGGGGACUUGGUGGUUUUCUCAGGCGUUGAAGGCAUGGUUGAACUCAACUGUCAUUCUCCACAGCCUGUCAGGGUGCAGAAAGAUGGGUCCUUGGUGAUUGGAGACACAACAACUUUCUCCCGUUACCUGAGAGGUGGGGUUGUCACUGAGGUCAAAAGACCCAAGUCUGUGAGGCAUGAGCCCCUGCACACAGCUCUGCUUCGGCCCCGUGUGGUGGCCCAGAAUACUCAGGAAGUACAACGUGCCCACUGCCUGCAUCAGGCCUUCCGUGCACUGCACAAGUUCCAGCAGCUUCAUGGCCGGCUACCUAAACCCUGGGAUCCUGUUGAUGCAGAGACCGUGGUGGGCCUGGCCCGGGACCUGGAGCCACUGGAAGGGCCGAAAGAAGAGUCACUGGAUAAGACUCUUCUACGGACAAUUGCCCUGAGUAGCGCUGGUAGCUUAAGCCCCAUGGCAGCCAUUGUGGGAGGAGUGGCUGCCCAGGAAGUCCUGAAGGCAAUCUCCAGGAAGUUCAUGCCCCUGGACCAGUGGCUGUACUUUGAUGCCCUUGAAUGUCUUCCAGAAGAUGAGAAGCUCCUUCCCAAUCCUGAGGACUGUCAUCCGAGAAACUGCCGAUACGAUGGGCAAAUUGCUGUGUUUGGGACUGGUUUUCAGGAGAAACUGAGCUACCAAAACUACCUCUUGCAGGUGGGGGCUGGUGCCAUCGGCUGCGAGAUGCUCAAAGUCUUUGCCCUGGUGGGCCUGGGAGUCAGGGCUAAUGGUGGCAGCUUGACUGUGGCCGACAUGGACCACAUAGAACGCUCCAACCUCAGCCGGCAGUUCCUCUUCAGGCCCCAGGACAUUGGGAGGCCCAAGGCGGAGGUGGCCGCAGCAGCAGCCCGGCGUUUAAACCCAGAUCUGCAAGUGACCUGGUGUAACUCCCCGCUGGAUCCCACCACGGAGGACACCUACGGCGACGGCUUCUUCUCCAGGCUGCAUGGUGUGGUUGCUGCUCUGGACAGCUUCCAGGCCCGGCACUACGUUGCUGCUCGAUGCAGACACUAUCUGAAACCGCUGCUGGAGGCGGGCACACAGGGGACCCGAGGGAGUGCUUCAGUGUUCGUGCCCCACGUCACCGACGCCUACCGCGGCCCCGCUUCAGCUUCUGAGGAUGCGUCAGCCCCCGUGUGUACCCUGAGGCACGUCCCCAGCACGGUGGAGCACGGCCUGCAGUGGGCCCGGAAUGAAUUUGAGGGACUCUUCAGACUAUCCGCAGAGACCGUCAACUGCUACCAACAGACACGCUCUUCCCUGUCCGACACAGAUAGGACCUUGCUGCAGCAAGUGCUGGGCGUCCUAAGAACGCGCCCACGGACCUGGAAGGACUGCGUAGAGUGGGCUCUUGGCCACUGGCAGCUGUGCUUCCAUGAUAGCAUCCUAGAGCAGCUGAGGCGCUUCCCAUCCGAUAAAGUGCUUGGUGAUGGAACUCUGUUCUGGUCAGGAUCCAGAAAGUGUCCACGUCCCUUGCGAUUUGACCCCAACCAAGACAUGCAUUUCCUCUACGUGCUGGCAGCUGCUAACCUGUAUGCAUGGAUGCAUGGGCUGCCGGGCUCACGAAAUCAGAAUGCACUCAGGGAACUGCUGAAGCAGCUUCCAGAGCCUGGUUCUAUGGGCCAGAACCUCUUCUCUGCUGGUGCUUUCACUCCUGCUGAGUUUGGCCAGGAGCAGCUGAAGGAACUGCAGGGAAUCCUGGAAGACUGGAGCAAGGGUCCUCCGCUGAAGCCUGUGCUGUUCGGGAAGGAUGAUGACAGCAAUUUCCACGUGGACUUUGUGGUAGCAGCGACUGACCUUCGAUGUCAGAACUACAGGAUCCUACCAGUCAACCAUGCUCGGAUCAGGCAAAUUGUGGGCCGGAUUAUCCCAGCCAUCGUCACCAGCACAGCAGUUGUGGCGGGCUUACUGGGCCUGGAGCUGUAUAAGGUGGUUAGUGGGCAAUGGUCCCGUGGGACCUUCCGUCACACUUAUCUGCACCUGGCUGAAAACCACUUCGUGCGUUCAGUGCCUUCUGCCCCAGCCAUCCAGUGGUUCCAUCACCUGAACUGGACCUGUUGGCACCGCUUCAAGGUACCUGCUGUGCAGCCUGAGAGGACACUGGACUUGCUGCUGGCCCAUAUCCAGGAAGAGCAUGGACUGAAGGUGAAAAUGCUGCUACAUGGCUCGGCUCUGCUCUAUUCGUCAGGAUGGUCAUUGGAAAAGCAGACUGAGCGCCUGAGUCUCAGGGUGACGGAACUGGUGGAGCAGGUGACUGGCAGGAAGCCUGGGCCUGGGCAACGGGUCCUGGUACUGGAGCUGAGCUGUGAGGGCGAGGACGAUGAAACUGCCUUCCCACCUCUGCAUUAUGAGCUGUGAAGAGGCAGCCCCCACGCCACCACUCGGCCAUAAUGAAUUCUGCAUAAAACCCCUGCAUCUUGAGCCCACAGCAGACACUUCAUCAAUAAAAACUUGUUGAAGGGACACACAA